Molecule: messenger RNA, 5155 nt
Organism: Pyrgilauda ruficollis (rufous-necked snowfinch)
Lineage: Eukaryota; Metazoa; Chordata; Aves; Passeriformes; Passeridae
Product: arrestin domain-containing protein 3-like
Exons: 3
Coding region: 280-852 (190 amino acids)
Biological process (GO): protein transport
Cellular component (GO): cytoplasm
Source: RefSeq, a predicted model, not a curated record
GACCGCCGCCGCGACUCGCUUCGCGCAUGCGCGGGGGUGGUUGUUUUUCACAAAGCUGUUCUUAAAGUGAGCUGGCGGCGUGCGGGCUAGCUGCCUUUGUACGGAUAUCGCAGUGUUGGGUGGCUGCCGUUGUCUUCUCAGUAAUUCCGAUGAAGCGUUCGUAGGGGACACGCUGAUCUUGUUGGCACGCUCUACGCAGCAGAGGCGUUGUUCAGUGUAAAGUGAAGGUCGCGUUUUUGUUUUCCUUGCAGUAUAUUUUUAUACACUUCGUUAAAAAUCAUGGUGCUGGGGAAGGUGAAGAUUUUGUCAAUAAGCUUUGACUGUCUCAGUAACAGCAAUAUCCCCGUGUAUUCUAGCGGGGACACAGUCUCAGGAAGGAUCAGUUUAGAAGUUACUGGGGAAAUUAGAGUGAAAGCUCUUAAAAUUCAUGCAAGAGGACAUGCAAAAGUACGUUGGAGCGAAUCUAGAAAUGCUGGAUCCAACACUGCCUAUACACAAAAUUACACCGAAGAAGUAGAGUAUUUUAACUAUAAGGACGUUCUAGUCGGGCAUGCAAGAGAUGAUGACAAUUCCGAAGAAGGCCUUCACACCAUUCAUUCAGGAAGGCAUGAAUAUGCAUUCAGCUUUGAGCUUCCACAGAUACCACUUGCUACCUCAUUCGAAGGCAGACACGGCAGUGUGCGGUAUUGGGUGAAAGCUGAAUUGCAUAGGCCUUGGCUUCUACCAGCAAAAUUAAAGAAGGAAUUUACAGUCUUUGAACAUAUAGAUAUCAACACUCCUUCGUUACUGGUAAGAACUGACAGAACUACUCAUUCCUUUUCUGGCAUAAAAAUAAUGAAGUAUAAUAACUGAAACAAUGUCAGCAUGUAACUUUACCCAUUAUUUAUUUGCUAGUUUAAGUACAGCUCUUAAGUAUUAUAUCAGUUUAACAACUUUUUAACUGCUGGUAUUUUGAAGGCUAAGUUAUCCUGUACUUGGAGUUGCUUGAUCUUUACAAGAUGUAAAAUGCAUUUGUCGGUCUAAACUGAUAUUACCAACUUGUAUGAAAUAAAUAAAUGGGGCAGGAGAUCUUUCUCCUUUUUAAUGCCUUUAUUAAAAAGAAUCAGCUCAGGUGGGGAGAAAUUGACGGGUCGCGCCCACGCCGCCGCUGCUCCCAGGAGUGGCACGGCGGAGGAAGAUGAUGCAGCUGUGUCCGCUGGUCUGCAGGCAGAGCAGGGGCUUCCGUCCUCACAGGAGAUUAGGAGAUUCCGCCUUUUCAGUCUAACAUUUCAGGUCCUCUCUCUAGUUAACGUCUUUUUAGGUUAGGGUGAGAAGUAAAAAGGAUCUUAGCAGAUACUGGAUUAAGUUCCUCAUCUUUAGACAUCACUUAGGUCUCUUAAUUCUAUGUUGGCUCAUUGUUUUUAGGGUUUUUUCCCUGGAAAAUUACAAAAUUGGUGAAAUGCAUUCUCAUCUGCAUACUAGUUCUGAUGUCACUCCCCUGGCCCUGCUACCUGUGGGGUCUGGUGUCACUCCCUGGCAAGCAUCAGGGGGACAAUGGCUAAUCACCAACCAUUAACAGGUAAUUGAAAAAGAACUCUCAACAACAGGUGGCUGCAAUGUGAAGCUAACUUCACAGCAACUGGUUUAACUUGUUUUAACUCUGCAACCUUAAAAAAAAUAGAUAACUUUUUACUCAUAACAGUCCCCCCUCUUUUUCUUUGAUCAGGCUUAAGCUUUCAUCAACUUGCAAUUUUUGGCUCAUUAUUAACAUAGAAUUUCUUAUAUCUUUUGUAUUGAUUAUAAAUUUCCUGAGCACUUUGGUGAUCAUAUUUACUCAACUUCAUUACUUUUUUUGGUUUUUUCAGGUUAAUUUCUUUAGAGAUCCUUAGGUUAUUCUGUACAGCAGAUGUCACUAUUUUAAUUAAGCAGGGAAAUAAGGACAAACUAACAAGUGUACACACAGUGAAGAAGGUUAUAGUUUUCUAACUUUUUUUGAAAGUCCAUAGAUUAUCCCACCAACUGGAAUCAAGUACAGGAGUUCUUUCUUGAUUUCUUACAUAUGCUAAUUUUCUUAUUUCAUUGAAGAUGUUUCUAAUGACUGCGACAAUUAAUUUGAUUUGAUAAAUUACUGUUUUGGUUUGGGCGAGUUGGUCAUUAAUAUGAUUAAGAGCUAAUGCGGUCUGAUUAGAUAUUAUCUCUAAUACUGCUUGUAGCUUCAUAAUUUUGUUUAAUAUAUAUCGCUUCUUCCGUUUGGUUUUUCUUAAAUCAUCGUAUAUAGGAACUCUUAAACUUGAUCCAGAUUCUUUGGAUAAUAUAAAGACAGCUUGUUUUAUAAUUGUAAUGAUGCAACUGCCAGACCAGUCUCUUGGCAAUUUAGUGGAUGUUGUGGUACCAUUGAUCCAAAACAGGUGUUUAGGGGUCUCCCAAAAUAUAUUAGUUUUUGUUGUGCCCUCCCAAUAUUUAGAAAUAUCUUUUCCUUUGACCAGAUUUACCAGGCUUACUUCAGUAGCAUCACGUUCAAAGCACCACCAGGCCUCUCCUACAGGGUACUCUCCCAGGACUCGUUGCCUAAAGGUGGCGGUGUUCUGGGCUAUCCAAUAUAUUUUCUCAUUCCCUUGAUAAAGGAUCAAUUGGGAGAGGUUAACACAAUUACAGUUUAAAUUGGUGUGGACUCUCAACAAGGAACUUACUUCUUGCUCCCAGAGGGGUUGGUAGCACUCACUGCAUGGCUCUCUUGGGCUCUCCAGAGCACCACCAGCAAUUAGAGCUAUUACUACUACCCUUCCCAAGAGUCCGGUAUGGGUCAUCUUGCACAGCCUGCCCACCCGGCCUUGCCUCUUGGGGAUUUUACUAAGAAGAAGUUUCCAAGCUCUUUAGAGUCUCUUGCUUCUCUGGUUAAACCUCUCUUGAUCUGUCCUUACUAAUUUGGUCUCUCUUAGGGGAGCACUCUGCAGAAGAUUAACCUGGAGUCUUUGCUACUAAGUUGGGAGGACUUAACCAGAAUUACUUAUUAACAAUUUUUAACUUUACAAAUUUCUUAAAACACUUUAAGACAUUUUAUGCUUUUCUUAUGCAGUUCAGUCUUUCUGACUCUUCUUUUUCAAUGUCAACUUUAAGUCAUUUGGUCCUUUUAUAAUAGUAUACUCAGCUGAAUUAACUCCUGGUGUGGUUGAAUCCUGUCUUGAGUUAGGGGGUGAGAGUGGUGUGGAAUCUGGUCCAAUACCAGAGUGGGACACUGACGAAUCCUGUCCAAUGCUCGGGGGUGGGACUGGUCCUUUAAUUCUCGUGAUGUGGGUCCAACCCUUUUCUCUGGUCCUCACAGCAGAAUUAGCGAUGACGAGUACCUGAAAGGGGCCUUCAAAUUUAGGCAUCAAUGGUCUACUAUUCCAGGAUUUUAUCAAAACCCAAUCUCCUGGGUUAAUGUCAUGUGCUGUUGUGUCAAGAGGGGAGGUUUGGGGAAGGUAUCCUUUUUUUCUAAGUCCUUCUAGGGUUCUUCUAAUGACUUCUAAAUAUUUUCUGGUAGCUUCUUCUCCUUCCAAAUAGUCUCCUGUGCUAUAGGGUGUUAACAAGAAUGGUAGUCCAAACAUCAUUUCAUAGGGUGAAAUCCCUAUAUCAGACCGGAGUCUUGUUCUGAUGCGCAAGAGCGCUAAGGGCAAACACUUUAGCCAAUCCAUUUUUGUUUCUUCGAUCAAUUUAGUCAAUACAUUUUUGAGAGUUUUGUUCAUCCGCUCCACCCUCUCAGAACUCUGGGGGUGCCACGGAGUAUGUAAUCUCCAUUUUAUUCUUAAAGCUUCAAUUAUGUUUUGCAAUGUUUGGGCCACAAAAUGUGGACCUCGGUCUGAGUCUAUGGUAUUCACCAUUCUUUUCUGGUUCACUUUUUGGCAAAUUAAACACUCUUUUGUAAUUGCUUUUGCUAGGUCAUAUACACUUAUGCACAGGUUAUUUCUUAGGAAAUAAUCACAUAGUCUUUGGACUCCCCAGUGGGUAAUUUAUGUAGUUCUGUUACCACUGUCCGAGCAAGUGCUUUGUUUAAAAACACUUGUCCGCCUGAUGUUAACCACUCUCCCUGUUGCCCUUGGUGUAACUUUAAAUCACUAAAUAUGGGUUUUUCUCUUUCCCCCUCCUCAGGUGUGGUUUUUGCUUUAAAAACUUUUACUGGAUCUCUUGGCUUCUAAAGUGCUUCCUUUGCUAUCUUGAUCAGCUAACAAAGGUCUCACAACUUUCGGUUGAACAGUUUGGGGGUCCAGUUUCUCCACAGUAAUAGCAGCACCUUUCGCUCAAAGGGGUUUGAGGCCUCUCCAUUCCUUCUGCACCUGACAGUAUUGGCCUAUCCUUGCUUGCUCCUGGUGGUGGACCCCCGCACUCUUUUGUUACCUUGGACUGUGGGAAAGAGUUGUUUGCCCCCACACUUUCUCUAGCUAUAGCGACCAUGAUCCUAGCUUUGGCCUUUGCUUUUUCUUCUUCUCUUCUUAAAUACACUUUCAAUGCGUCCCUCAAUAACUCAUUAAUGUCCUUCUUUGGCCAAUCUUCAAUCUUUUCUAGUUUUCUCCGUAUAUCAGGCUAAGAUUUAGUAACAAAUUGGACUUUUAGUAGCACUUCACCCUCUUUGGUGUUUGGGUCUAUUCUGGAAUACAACUGGAAGUUCUUCUUUAGGCGAUUAAGCCAAGUAGCAGGAGUUUCAUCCUUCUCUUGUGCACUCUCGGAUGCCAAUUUUGUAUUAGUUCCUUUGGGAAUUGAUUCUCUGAUCCCCCGAAUUAUCAAAGACCUGUACUCUAUCAUGGCUUUCCUCCCUUCCUCCUGAUUAGGGUUCCAAUUAGGCUCCGCUAGUGGCAAUUUGUCUUCACCUGACGGCACUUGGGAUCCUGGACGGUUAUCCUUUUCCCAAAUUCUUAUGCUAGCAGCUCUAAUCAUUCGGAACUCUUCUGGGGAAAAUAAUAUAUUUAGAAUGGAAUUCAUCUCUCCCCAAGUGUAGAUAUUUGGACCUAAGAACUGAUCCACUUGGUUGGCAAUGCCUACAGGAUCUUCAACUAAAUUCCCUAACUCCUUCUUGAAUCCUCUCACCUCAGAAGCAGUUAGAGGAGCAUUCACAAAACCAACACCUCCCGCUACUCCUCCCAUAGGAACUUCUCUAAGGGGAAAAAGUCUCUCUACUUUGGAGGUCCUGGAUCGUGUACUG